AUGGUUUGGCUAGUGGACGCGUACAACAUCUCUCAUUCCUCAUCAAGUAGCCCUUUCAAGUUGUUGAAGUCCUAUUCAAGAGAUUUCAUUCCCAUCGUAGGGACGUUCACGUCUUCAUCCACCGCUAAGGUGGCGGCGAAGGAAAAGGAUAAGGUGGAGUCGGACCGUGGCAGUUGUGGCGGUUUGAAUUGCUUAGAAGUGAAUGAAUCGUCGAGGGCUCAUUGGUCGCAGCCGGUGGCGGCUGAAGAGAAAGGUGAUCCAGCGACGAAACACAAACGGACCGCCUCUGAUCUCACCUGUGAGCCAUUGAUGUGUUUUUUCUGCUUGUAUGCAAUACUUGUUGGCCAUUUGGAGCCGAUGGAGAAUGUGUUUUGUGUGCUAUUGUUGAACCGGAAGUUAUUCCGCUGUCCACUCAGUCGAUUACUGAGUUUCUAUAUCUGA
Hydatigera taeniaeformis is the source of this 441-nucleotide messenger RNA. The record is from the annotation of a GenBank genome assembly. Lineage: Eukaryota; Metazoa; Platyhelminthes; Cestoda; Cyclophyllidea; Taeniidae.